AUGUCCGGUGGUCAGCAGUACAUGGGACAUACUAGCCGCAACUGGGUAAACAAGAAACAUAAGUUUGCCAGAGGAGAGUCCCAAGAUGACAUCAAGAAACUUCUGGAUUUCUUCGAGAAGAUGCAGAAGAUAAACCCAGAGUUCUUCUAUGAUUAUGACGUUGCUGCAGAUAACCGUAAGUACAAAGACCACCUCGCCUUGCUGUAUAAGGCGCACGAGAAACUCAAGGAUGACCUCAAUGCGGUGCUGAACCACCCACUAAUGUCGUCAGAAUUUGAACGAGCAUGGAAGGACCUCAUUCAGAAAUACAACUUGCAAAACGAUGAAGUGAUGAAUUCGCUGUGGGAUGACAGGCACGAGUGGAUCUCGGCUUACUACAAGGAAAUUUUCUGUGCUCGGAUGACUUCCACGCAGAGAAGCGAGAGCAUGAACCGCAUACUGAAGAAAAACUUCGUCAAAGAGAAGCAUGAUCUCCAUAUGUUUGCUCAGCAGGUGGACAAGUGCAUUCAGACCAGGAAGGCCGUCGAGCAUGCAGAGAUAGUAGCAAAUGAGUCAGAGGUAAAGACAACAACCCAGUUUGGGUUCGAAGUUCAGCUAUCAAAAGUGUAUACAAGGGCAGUGUUUGCGGAUUUCAAAGAAACACUCUACCGUAGCACUGCAUUCAGAGCAGAACGGUGCCCUGAGAACCCGACAAAGUGUCUCGUACACCACUACAACAGAUCGGAUGCAUUUGACUGGGCAAGGCAUAAUUUCCAAGUGGUCGCCGAUGAACAGAAAGGUGUCUACGAAUGUGAGUGCAAACUCUAG
Molecule: messenger RNA, 807 nt
Organism: Aegilops tauschii subsp. strangulata
Lineage: Eukaryota; Viridiplantae; Streptophyta; Magnoliopsida; Poales; Poaceae
Product: protein FAR1-RELATED SEQUENCE 1-like
Biological process (GO): regulation of DNA-templated transcription
Source: RefSeq, a predicted model, not a curated record